AUGGAAGGUCCUGUGGCUGGGCCAGGACAGCAUACAGAGGACCCCCAGCCAGGACUGGACUGGGGCCAGCCUGGGCCUCCAGCAACCAUGCCUGAUUCAUGUUCUUUCCAGAUGGACUCUGGGGUCUCAGAGCCUGGGGAGCAGGGCCUGACAGAGGCAGGGCCGGAGCAGGAACUGCGGUGGUUGGAUCUGGGCUCCGAGGAGGCUCUGGGAGCUGGGACACAGGGGCCCAGCACCCCACAGGCCUGGGGGCACCUGCUGCAGGCUGUGUGGAAGGGUCACACGGGCCUGGUGACACAGCUGCUGCGGCAAGGGGCCAGUGUGGAGGAGAGGGACCCCGCGGGCCGGACUCCGCUCCACCUGGCUGUAUUGCGCGGCCACGUGUCGCUGGUGCGUCUCCUGCUGCAGCGCGGGGCUCAGGUUGGAGCCGCAGACCGCGGGGGACGCACACCGCUGCACGAAGCUGCCUGGCACGGGCCGUCGCGGGUGGCAGAGCUGCUGCUGCGGCGCGGGGCGCCGGCGAAUGCACGCUGCCUGGCCGGCCUCACACCGCUGCACUGGGCCGCCGCGCUGGGCCGCACGCUGAUGGCUGGGCACCUGCUGGCAGCGCCGCAACCGGGCCCGACAGCGGCAGACGCGCGCGGCUGGACGGCGGCGCACUGGGCGGCCGCGGGAGGCCAGCUGGCGGUGCUCGAGCUGCUGGGGGCGAACGGUGGCGUGCGCCUAGAUGGCGUCCUGCUCGUGGCGGCCGAGGCUGGGCGCGCAACUGCGCUUCGUCUCCUUCUGGCUCAAGGGGUGCUGGUGGAUGCCCGGAACGGUGUGGGGGCCACUGUGCUGGGCGUCGCGGCCAGCCUGGGCCGCCAGCAGGACAUGGAGGUGCUGCUUGAGUACGGGGCAGACCCAAGCCUCACAGACAGGCAUGGCCGCUCUCCACUCCACAGGGCUGCUGCUGGUGGACAUCUGCUUGCCGUCCAGCUGCUGGCUGCCUGGGGAGCAGAGGUGGAUUCUCGGGACCUGUUGGGCCUCAACCCCCUGCACCACGCUGCCCGGGGAGGCCACAUAGAGGUCACUGGCCACCUCCUGGACAGGGGUGCAGAGGUCAAUGCCGCUGGCUGGCUCCACAAGACCCCCCUGCAUCUCGCCAUGGAGCAUGGCCAUGGCCCCACCGCAGAGCUUUUGCUGAGCCGAGGGGCCAGCCCCACCCUGCGGACACGGUGGGGGGAUAUGGCCCAGGACCUGUGGCCUGCCCUCUGUGGAGAGCAGGAGGAGUCCUAG
Messenger RNA from Budorcas taxicolor (takin), 1275 nucleotides. RefSeq names its product ankyrin repeat domain 65 (gene ANKRD65). Gene Ontology annotation, molecular function: protein binding. Lineage: Eukaryota; Metazoa; Chordata; Mammalia; Artiodactyla; Bovidae. The record is from RefSeq and is a predicted model, not a curated record.